Messenger RNA from Podarcis raffonei (Aeolian wall lizard), 1825 nucleotides. It is a transcript of the gene OLA1, whose product is annotated as Obg like ATPase 1. Gene Ontology annotation, molecular function: GTP binding; ATP hydrolysis activity; ATP binding. NCBI's taxonomy places the organism in Eukaryota, Metazoa, Chordata, Lepidosauria, Squamata, Lacertidae. The transcript is spliced from 11 exons. Gene Ontology annotation, cellular component: cytoplasm. The record is from RefSeq and is a predicted model, not a curated record. The coding region runs from base 209 to 1399 and encodes 396 amino acids.
CUUUUGUGAGGGAGGCGGGGUGGGGGCGGGGGGUGUCCGCGUUUCAUUCUUCGCCGCGUGCCUUUCAGGCGGCGGACGAGGCGGCGGCUCGGAGGAGGAGGCCCAGCUCGGCUUUUCCCGCCUCAUCUCCCUCAGUUGUUGCGGCGGCAGCGGCUGCCACGCGGGCCGGGCCGGCUGGAGAGAGAGAGAGGCCUGCUGCUGCCCGCCGAUGCCCCCCAAAAAGGGAGGUGAUGGACUCAAGCCACAUCCAAUCGUUGGAAGAUUCGGGACAACCCUGAAAAUUGGCAUCGUUGGCUUGCCAAAUGUUGGGAAAUCUACCUUUUUCAAUGUAUUAACCAAGAGUCAAGCUGCAGCAGAGAACUUUCCUUUCUGCACUAUUGAUCCAAAUGAGAGCAGAGUACCUGUACCAGAUGAAAGAUUUGAUUUCCUUUGCCAGUACCACAAGCCUCCGAGCAAAAUUCCAGCCUUUCUGAAUGUAGUGGAUAUUGCUGGCCUUGUGAAAGGAGCCCAUGCUGGACAGGGACUAGGAAAUGCCUUUUUGUCACACAUUAGCGCCUGUGAUGGAAUCUUUCAUCUACUGCGAUCAUUUGAUGAUGAUGAUAUCACACACAUUGAAGGAAGUGUUGCACCUGUUCGUGACAUUGAAAUAAUACAUGAAGAACUUAGGCUAAAAGAUGAGGAAAUGAUCAUGCCCAUUAUAGACAAACUAGAAAAAGUGGCUGUACGAGGAGGUGACAAGAAAUUAAAACCCGAAUAUGACAUAAUGUGCAAAAUCAAAAGCUGGGUAAUAGAAGAAAAAAAGCCUGUCCGUUUCUAUCAUGAUUGGAAUGACAAAGAGAUUGAGGUGCUGAACAAACACUUGUUUUUAACUUCAAAACCAAUGAUCUACUUGGUUAACCUCUCUGAAAAAGACUAUAUUAGAAAGAAAAACAAAUGGUUGAUAAAAAUUAAAGAGUGGGUGGACAAGCAUGACCCAGGCGCCUUGGUCAUUCCUUUUAGUGGGGCCUUGGAACUCAAGUUGCAAGAAAUGAGUGCUGAGGAGAAACAGAAGUAUCUGGAAGAGAACAUGACACAAAGUGCUUUACCAAAGAUCAUUAAGGCUGGGUAUGCAGCACUCCAACUAGAAUACUUUUUCACUGCAGGCCCCGAUGAAGUGCGUGCAUGGACCAUCAGGAAAGGGACGAAGGCUCCUCAGGCUGCAGGAAAGAUUCACACUGAUUUUGAAAAGGGAUUCAUUAUGGCUGAAGUAAUGAAAUUUGAAGAUUUUAAAGAAGGGGGUUCAGAAUCAGCUGUCAAGGCUGCUGGGAAAUACAGACAGCAAGGCAGAAAUUACAUAGUUGAAGAUGGAGAUGUUAUCUUCUUUAAAUUUAACACACCUCAACAGCCUAAGAAGAAAUGAAUAUCAGAUCUGUUCAUUACUCAAAAUUAAACUCUGUUACUUUAAAAAGCAUAUGGGUUUUUUUUUAAUUUAGAUAGGGAUAUCUUGAAGACAAAAAUAAAAUCUGUAUACAUAAGGACAAAUAACCCCCACAAAUGAAACCCCUUGUGUUUGUUUUGAGUUGAAUUAUGACACCUCCAGUGAAUGUACAAGUUCACUUAAAUGUGAACAGCUCUGCAUUUCAAAUGAUUAAGACUACUCCAAAUUGCAGGAGCUUUUCAGGAACCAUAUUACUCUCAUGAUACUUCAUUAAUCUCCAUCAUAUAUGCCAAGCCUGACAUGUUUGACAGUGAGGACAAUAUGGCUUGCUCCUUUUUGAAUCUACAGAUAAUGCAUGUUUUACAGUACUCCAGAUGUCUACACUCAAUAAAACAUUUGACAAAACCA